UGAUUGGCAGCCAUCUGAAACGGACGAGGCGACUCCUGCGCGCCUGGACGCUGCCGUUACCAGCGUUUCUCUUCUUCUGCCUGCCUGCCGCCAGUCUUCUGCCCGAGUCGGGCGCUGUUCCUCUCUCUCCACUUGCAUCCCCGCACGCGUCGUUCUGGGAGCCCUGGAGCAUGGUCAGCGCAGCACGCAUUCCUCAUCCCACACCGUGAGCCUCUGUACGGCGCACCCCACGCUUUGAUAUCGGAUUCGCGAUAGCAAUAGUACCCGGCCUCGACGUGUAAUCGUUGCCCACCAUGGGAAAGAAGUUUUCCUUCACCCUAGCCCCUAUCAAGGUGCCUCCAAGAAAUGAAAAGCCGGCAGAGCCCAGCCACGCGGAGAAGCCAUCGCACGUCAGACAUGCUUCGAAAGAUAGUAUUACCUCUGUGAACAUGACGUACAUCAGCCGCCAGCGCAUCGACCCCAAGACCGAGCAGGAGCUUCGAGCUGCUUGCGCCCUCAUCCUCCAGAACUUCAAGCCGUCCGACCACGACAUCCCCGAUGCAGACCCCAAGCUUGACUUCCGCGGACCACACAGGCGGAGAGAGCACAAGACAGACGACGCACAGGUCCGAGUUCACCGGCCUACCGGCGCCCCGCCCGAGCACGCGACCUCCCACAAUGUGCGGAGAGGAUCGCAGAAAGUGGCCACUGCGCCCAAGAGCUACCCAGACCUCCCGUUGCGGGCCAACACCGGAAAGAGGAGGGUGGAGAAUACGGAGAAUAUCACAUCAGAGGCCGAGGCUAGGCGGCCGCUCAAGUCCCCCACGACUGACGCUCCCAGGCACGUCCUUGCCCGCGCUGACACAGACACCGACGACGGCAUGAGUGUUGGAACCCCGCUUACUGCGUCGACGGAUACACACAUGUACAGCGGCUCGACCGCCCCGACUUCGGUAGCUGUGACGCACGUGAGCUCCAAACGCACAUCCCGUCAAGGCGACAAUCCUGCGGCUAUUGCCGACGCCCAGGCUGCCGAGUGGAUGCGACAAGAACUCGAGAAGCGCCGUCAACAGCUUGCUGCCCAGCCACAGUCUCGACCGCAGACGUCAGACAAGCCUCCCAGUCGCGCCAAUAGCAUCAGAUCGGGAAUUCGCGAAUACAUGUUUCCUGGGUCCCGGAGCCUCAGUCGCGCGCAGUCACACGCCUCUCUGAGAAGCCAGUCUUCCGAUCAGCCGAAACGCAGUGGUUCUGUUCAAGGAUGGCGAAGUUGGGGACUGAAUCGUUCUAGCUCUCGCAGCAGCAGCAGACCCGGCACCUCGAGCGGGCGAAAGGGACUGGCCGAGCACGAAAAGAAGAGCGAACUCAACCUCAACCGCGAGCUGCCACCCUUACCAAGCCUGGACACGUGGAAGGAGCCCGAGAGACCAAAGGAAAAGCCCAAGGCUCCAGGACAAGGCGCCCACAUCGCAACUCUGAUGCGAACACAGGACCAGCAGCAGCAAAGCUACGCUGCGGCUGCCCGCCAACAUCACCGUAGAAGCGGGUCGGAUACACUCGCGACCCGAUACGCGAAUGCUCCGGGACAUGUUUCACCCCUUGUCAAAUCACCUACCCAGCAAGCCUUCGCACAAAAAAGCACGGUCGUGGUGCCAGAAGAGCGAUCGAUGGACUUUGACCACAUGAUAUCGGCCAUGUCAGGUACACAAUCUCUUGAUGAUCAACUCAAACUACGUGUCAACGGGCACACCCUGCAGCACAGUGGUCAUAGCUUCCCAAGAGCGAGUGCCGACGGUCGCCUCGCCGCACCUAAUUUCUCCCGCAAGAUCAGCGCGGAUGGACUGCAAUCUGAUCGCCCAUUUGACGCUAAUCAGGUCGCAUACCCGAACGUGGUCCAGAUCACGGCAACACAUGCCCCCAAGGCGCCAGAGCACAAGUCGAAGCUAAGGAAAGUGUUCAGUGCAUGGGCACUCAAGAAAGAAAAGAAGACUGAUGAAGACUGGAUGCAGCGGAUUGAAAAAGGUGGCAUCAAGACGGGCGUGAUGAUGCAGGACGAGGCAGCGCUUCCUCCCGUGGUGCGGUACUGACUAUUGCUAUUUCUUUUGUGGGACGCAUAUAUUUCUUCGUCUAUAUUACACGGUGGCCAUUCAUACGCCUCGCAGGACAUUAAUGAUUACGAGGAGACGAUGUUACGACUGUCGAACCUUGUUGUACAGCGGGCCUGGCUUUUUUCUACCUUACUGUUUGGGACAAACCCACGCGCGCCUGUGGCGACGCUAAUUCUUGAUAUCGCUACAAUGGAGUAGGCGAACAAUGUAUAAUGCAGGUCAUUCUUGACUGUCACACGUAUGAAACCUCGGUCCUUCCACUGUGUCGACGUUCAUUUCGUAGUUGUUUCUCUAGGUUUCUGCGGUUGUAACAUCGAGUUAGGACAAGACAUUGCGCGAUGUGACUG
Messenger RNA from Paraphaeosphaeria sporulosa, 2431 nucleotides. RefSeq lists its product as uncharacterized. The record is from RefSeq and is a predicted model, not a curated record. NCBI's taxonomy places the organism in Eukaryota, Fungi, Ascomycota, Dothideomycetes, Pleosporales, Didymosphaeriaceae. The coding region runs from base 294 to 2063 and encodes 589 amino acids. The transcript has 2 exons.